CUCCUCCUCUGUCCGGCCGGCAAAGUUGUUACUGCCAGACUGGAAGUGUUCUCCAACUGGACAGAGGAAACACGGAAAUCUUUUCUAACUCCAGCUGCCCCCCUUUCAACCCGCAACCGGAUAAAUGUCCUAGCUGGACGCGUAAUUGCGCGUAGGAAUGCGUCUCACCGGUCACCUUCCGAGCUUAGGAUAAAGUACUCUCAUGUCUUUUAUGCGGUGUUUAGGAGACAACUGUUUUGUAUGUGGAUUUCCAUCCCUCCAUAUAAACAAAAGAAAAAGUAUGAUCAGUGCGGAUGUGUAAAAACAUCAACUACUCUCUUUAGUUUCUUGGUAUCAGUGUCAGCCCCGCAUCCUCCGUUUUUAAAAUGCUGAUCCUCGUGUACACAGUUGUGUUCUUUUACCUCACGCAGUCCGCCGGCGCCGAGCCGAACGCAACAUGUCCCACACGGUGCGAUGUGACUACCUGCCCGGGCCCGAGCUGCCCCAACGGCUACGCGCUGGACCGCUGCAGCUGCUGCCUGGUGUGCGCCCCGGGGGAGGGAGAGCCGUGCGGCCGCCGGGACGAUCUGCCGUGCGGGGUCGGCCUGCAGUGUAAACACAAGGCGAGCAAGCGUUUCUCCAGCGGAUUCUGCCAGUGCAAGUUGAGCCACGUAGUUUGCGGCAGCGACGGGAAACCCUACGUCAACGUUUGCCAUCUGAGGACGAGCAGCAGGAAGGCCCUGCAGCUGGGACUCCCCGGCAUCACCCAGGUCCAGCGUGGAGCGUGUGACGCCAGCAUAGAUCCUUCAUAUGCCGACAGUCCUCGUUACAAGUUCAACUUCAUAGCUGAUGUAGUGGAGAAAAUCGCUCCUGCUGUGGUCCACAUCGAGCUCUUUCUCAGGCAUCCUCUCUUUGGUCGCAACAUCCUUCUAUCUAGUGGAUCUGGAUUUGUGAUGACAGACAAUGGACUUAUUGUGACUAAUGCCCAUGUAGUCUCCAGCACUACUCCAGUAUCCGGUCAACAACAUAUCAAGGUCCAGAUGCAUAAUGGAAAUGUAUAUGAAGCCAGCAUCAAAGACAUGGACAAAAAAUCGGACAUUGCAACCAUCAAAAUCAACUCACAGACAAAGCUGCCCGUACUGUUUCUGGGCCACAGUGCAGACUUGAGGCCGGGGGAGUUUGUGGUUGCGAUUGGCAGCCCCUUUGCCCUCCAGAACACUGUCACCACUGGCAUCGUCAGCACGGCACAGAGAGAUGGCAAGGAGCUGGGCCUGCCGGACUCGGACAUGGACUACAUCCAGACGGAUGCUAUUAUCAAUUACGGGAAUUCCGGCGGACCUCUUGUCAAUUUGGAUGGGGAAGUGAUUGGCAUCAACACCCUGAAAGUUGCAGCGGGAAUCUCAUUUGCCAUUCCCUCUGACAGGAUCACUCGCUUUCUCAAUGAUUCCCUCGACAAGCAUAACAAGGACGUAAGCGUAAUGAAGAAGCGUUUCAUUGGAAUCCGGAUGCUGACAAUCACACCAGCGUUAACUGAAGAGCUAAAACAGCAGAAACCAGAUUUCCCUGAUGUUACCAGUGGGAUUUAUGUCCACGAGGUCGUCCCACACUCACCUGCACAGAAAGGUGGCAUCCGAGACGGUGACAUUAUUGUGAAACUAAAUGGCAGACCACUGAUGACAACAGCUGACCUGCAGGGGGCGCUGCAGGAGGAGACAGCCUUGCUACUGGAAGUCAGGAGGGAUAAUGAUGACCUGCUCUUUAAUAUCGAACCUGACAUCAUUAUGCAGUAGACAUUGUCGACGCAGCACUGCUGCAGAGUCAGGCCUACAGCGGAAAAGAACCUGGUGGAUGGUACAACUUAACUGUAUCAAAAUAAAAGGUGGAAAGUAUCAUUAAGGACAACAUGGGACAUGCCCACCCCCUCUAUCAGGUCAAUGGUGGAAUACCCUGCAGUCACCCACACCCAUUUAAUGAAUGUUAACUAUGUGCUUCUUUUACAACGAUAGUUUCAGUCAGUAUAUAGAUUUAAAUGAAGCUCGAAAAUAACUAAACAACAACAGCUGUUGGGCAGCACCUUAUGGUGCACAUGUGGGAAAUGACAAGGUAAAAGCAAAGUUGAAUCAUGUACUGUGGAAUUGAUUAAUAAAAUUGAAUAAAAUUCUACUUAAAAAUGUGUUGAUAGUACACAGAUAAUCAAAUGAAUUUACUUUCUCAUAAGCAUUUUUCAUGCAAAGAUUAUUCUUCCAGAGAGGGUAUGAUGGUCAUAUGCAUUGUAAAACCCACAGCACUCCAAUGCUUUCACCAAUAUCUAUGCAUGGGUAUGGAGCUAAUGACCAGGCCAGAAUCCUUGUUGCUCCUCAGAACUGUAUAUUGUAUUGGGUGUCAGCACGCCAAGGUCUUAAUAACAUCAUUAAUUAUCCCUAUUAUUAUUUCCACUGGAACAACCAGUCAUAUGGAGCUUGAAUAUGACUGUUGCACAACGGUUCCUGGUCUCCCCACCUCCUCACUCUCUUCUCUCCUCUCAUCCCAUUUUUCUCUGCUCACCCCAACCAGUCGGGGCAGAUGGCCGUCCACACUGAGUCUGUUUCUGCCGGAGGUUUCUUCCCAUUAAACAGUUUUCUUUCCGUCCACAGUUGGCAACUGUUUGCUUGUUGUGGGAACUGUUGGGUUUCCCUAUAAUAAUGUAUGGUCUGAUUCUGUGUUUUGAUUCUGCGCUAUACAAAUAAAAUUGAA
Molecule: messenger RNA, 2712 nt
Organism: Hippoglossus stenolepis (Pacific halibut)
Lineage: Eukaryota; Metazoa; Chordata; Actinopteri; Pleuronectiformes; Pleuronectidae
Gene: htra3b
Product: HtrA serine peptidase 3b
Exons: 10
Coding region: 366-1769 (467 amino acids)
Biological process (GO): proteolysis
Cellular component (GO): extracellular region
Molecular function (GO): protein binding; serine-type endopeptidase activity
Source: RefSeq, a predicted model, not a curated record